This is a messenger RNA of Ictalurus furcatus (blue catfish), 800 nucleotides long. Its product is annotated as peptidyl-prolyl cis-trans isomerase-like 4. NCBI's taxonomy places the organism in Eukaryota, Metazoa, Chordata, Actinopteri, Siluriformes, Ictaluridae. The transcript has 6 exons. Gene Ontology annotation, cellular component: nucleus. Gene Ontology annotation, biological process: protein peptidyl-prolyl isomerization. Gene Ontology annotation, molecular function: peptidyl-prolyl cis-trans isomerase activity. The coding region runs from base 201 to 800 and encodes 199 amino acids. The record is from RefSeq and is a predicted model, not a curated record.
CCUUAAUGAGUACCUUGUAAUCAAAAUUUAAUAAAAACGUUAAAUGCAAAGCUAAUUUAUCCCAGAACAAAGAGAAAACCUACUGCAGCAUACAGUAGCUGCACACACAAAUCCAUUGCUUUGUCGGUUACGCGCUCUGCUAUAUCGGACACGCGCUUUGGUUCCGCGCAUGCGCAGUCCCGUCUGAAUUUUGAAACAGAAUGGCGGUGUUGCUAGAAACAACAUUAGGCGACAUUGUAGUGGAUUUAUACACCGAGGAAAGACCCAAAGCCUGCUUGAACUUCUUGAAGCUGUGUAAAAUCAAGUACUACAACUACUGCCUCAUUCACAAUGUCCAGAGAGAUUUUAUCGUCCAGACUGGAGACCCUACAGGCUCUGGCCGAGGAGGAGAGUCCGUGUUCUGUAAGCUGUACGGGGAUCAGGCGCACUUCUUCGAUGCUGAGAAGGUUCCACGGAUCAAGCACAAGAAGAAGGGCACCGUCUCCAUGGUGAACAAUGGCAAUGAGCAGCACGGUUCUCAGGCACAAAGCAGACAGCCUCGCACCAAACACACCAUCAGCUGGAAGGACCGUCAUGGUGGGGCGGAACUGCCGACACUACACCGGCCGGCGAUUGGGGAGUCAGUCGGGAGAAUUCCACCAUUCAGGCGACGGGGGAAGAGUUUAAGAGGACGCUCUUCCGCCCGUGCGAGGGAGAGUACUAACUCACAGACCACGUUCGGGACGAAGAUGCCAGCUGGUGAGAUCACACACGCACGGGAAACCCCCACACACUUCCUGGGCAUCCCGACACGCCCUUGA